GCCCGCCCCGCGAAGGCCGGGGUCUAACCUGAGCUCUCGUCGGCUCCGCGCGCCCCGCCCAUGGGCUCCCUGAGGCCCGCCCGGCCCAAGGGAACGUGGUGGCCGCGAUGGCAGCGGACGUCGAAGGCCAGGUGGACGUCCUGGUGGAACACCCCUUCGAGUACACCGGCAGGGACGGGCGCCACAUCGCCAUCCGGCCCAACGAGCGCUACCGCCUGCUGCGGCGCAGCACGCCCCACUGGUGGCACGUGCGGCGCGAGCCCGGCGGCCGCCCCUUCUACCUGCCCGCACAGUACGUGCGCGAGCUGCCGGCGCUCGGCAGCCCAGCCCCUGGAGGGCGUGCGCCGCGCCAAGGCCUGCAGCGUGGCGGGCUCCUGGGUGUGCCCGCGGCCCCUGGCGCGCAGCUGCUCAGAAGACGUCGACGAGGCUGCCACAGAGGGGACCCUGGAGCAGGUGGACGCGCCCUCCGAGCCCGUGUACGUGAACGUGGGGCGGCCCCCGGCCCCGUCGCCACGCGCGCCCGCCGCCCCCCGGCCCGACCCCGCGUGGGAGGCGUGGGAGGAGCACACGGACGCGGACAGCGGGCGCCGCUACUACUACAACCGCGACACCGGCGCCACCACGUGGGAGCCGCCGGGCGAGGCCAGCCCGGCCGCCUCCCCCGCCUCGGCGGGCAGCCGUGAGAGCCUGGAGAGCGAGUGGGACCAGUACUGGGAUGAGGACAGCCGCAGGGUAUUCUUCUACAACCCGCUGACGGGCGAGACGGCCUGGGAGGACGCGGCGGGCGACGAGGACGAAGACGCGCCCGGGGACGCGCCGGACAUGCAUCAGGGGCCGAGCCCCGGCAGCCCCGCGGGUCGGCGGCCCCCCACCCCAGAGGCCGACUACCCCGAGUCGCUGUCAAGUUACCCUGAGGAGGACUAUGCCCCCGCUGGCUCCUGCGGGGAGUCCAGCCCCGCGUCCCCGUUGUCCCCGCCCCCCGGCUGGUCUUGUCACCUGGGCCCCGACGGGCAGACGCUCUACACCAACCACUUCACGGGAGAGCAGUGGGUGAGGCUGGAGGACCAGCACGGCAAGGCCUACUUCUACAGGCCACAGGACUCCUCGGUGCGGUGGGAGCUGCCCCAGGUCCCCGUCCCUGCCCCUCGGACCAUCCGCAAAACCAGUCAGGAUGGUGGCACUCCAGCCUCAGCCAGCCCCCCAGAGGAAAAGAUCAAAACGUUGGACAAGGCAGGGGUGCUGCAUUGCACCCGGACGGCGGACAAGGGGAAGCGGCUCCGGAAGAAGCACUGGAGCACCUCCUGGUCAGUGCUAGAGGGCAGUGUCCUGACCUUCUUCAAGGACUCCAAGACCUCGGCUGCAGGCGGCCUGAGGCAGCAGCCUUCCAAGCUCUCCACGCCAGAGUACACGGUGGAACUGAAGGGGGCCUCUCUUUCCUGGGCCCCCAAGGACAAAUCCAGCAAGAAGAAUGUGAUGGAGCUGCGGAGCCGAGAUGGCUCUGAGUACCUGAUUCAGCACGACUCAGAAGACGUCAUCAGCGCCUGGCACAAGGCCAUCACGCAGGGCAUCCAGGAGUGGCCCACAGAUCCGGCCCUGGAGGAGGACAGUGAGGCCAGCAAUACAGACUUCAGGUCCAGCGAGAGGGAGGACGGUGCAGCUGCACCCGCCCCAAGUCCUGGGACCCCAGAGAGUGACCUUAGCCGCGUGCGGCACAAGCUGCGCAGGUUCCUGCAGAGGCGGCCGACACUGCAGUCGCUGCGGGAGCGGGGCUACAUCAAGGACCAGGUCUUUGGCUGUUCGCUGGCCACGCUGUGCGCGCGCGAGAAGAACUCCGUGCCGCGCUUCGUGCAGCAGUGCGUGCGUGCCGUGGAGGCCCGGGGGCUGGACACUGACGGGCUGUACCGCAUCAGCGGGAACUUGGCCACCAUCCAGAAGCUGCGCUACCAUGUGGACCACGACGAGCGCCUGGACCUGGACGAUGGCCGGUGGGAUGACGUCCAUGUUGUCACCGGCGCGCUCAAGCUCUUCCUGCGCGAGCUGCCUGAGCCGCUGUUCCCCUUCUCGCACUUCAGCCAGUUCCUUGCAGCCAUCAAGCUGCAGGACCCAGCCAGGCGUGGCCGCUGUGUGCGGGACCUGGUGCGUUCGUUGCCUACCCCGAACCAUGAUACCCUGCGGCUGCUGUUCCAGCACCUGCGCCGGGUGGUGGAGCAUGGGGAGCAGAACCGCAUGUCAGUGCAGAGUGUGGCCAUUGUGUUCGGGCCUACCCUGCUGCGGCCGGAGACAGAGGGGGCCAGCAUGCCCAUGACCAUGGUGUUCCAGAACCAGGUGGUGGAGCUCAUCCUUCAGCAGUGCACGGACAUCUUCCCACCACAGUGACUGGCUGCCGCCCACCCCUGGUGCCACGGGUACCACAACCUCAAGUGGGGCUUUCUUGUCAUGUCCUGCGCCAGGCACUCUGGUUGGGUACCAGGAUGGGGGCUUCUGUUCUGGGAGGGGGAUUUGGUGAGGGGUUUCCUGGGUGCUUCAGGCAGCACCUGGCCCAAGCCCUGUGUAGGUGACCAAACAGGGACUGACAGCUGCUGACAGGACCAUGUGACCUGUGGUGUAAGCCUCUUUGCCCCAGCCAGAGAUCUGGCUUCAUCUGCCUUCGUGUCUAACGGUCCACAUCGGGAUCUGAUCUGCUGUAUCCCGGGCAAGGGUUUUUCAUGCCUAUGUGCCCUGCCCCUGCCACAGAGGGGCCCUGUCCACAUAGAGCCCUGAUACAGGAUGAAAACCAGCUUGUGAGGCUCCUCCGUCACCAGGGCACAGCUUCUGGAGAGGGGACCCGGCCUCUCAGACACCUUCCCAGCCUGCCCGCUCUUCUGGAGGGAGUAGCACCCUCUCUGGUCCUGGCUGCCAAGCUGCCUACUGGGGCCCACCUUGCCACAGCACUGGGAGAGGUGUAGGGCACCCAGCCUUGGGAAACGAGGGGUGUGCCUGGGUCAGCAGCCCCGACCCACCCCUCCUCCUGCACAAGCACCUCGGGCUAUGGAUCCCAUGUCCCCACCUCCUUGUUCGUGGCUCAGGGAACAAUAACAGCACGUAUGUAUUGAGCAUCCACACCUGGCCAGGCAUCCUGCCCUGCCGACCCUUGAGUCUCUCCAAGUCGGUAUUUAUUGUGUCUUGUGUGUCAGGCACACGCUGCUGGCCCUGUAGAGCCAGGGUCCAGGCAAGAGUGCCAGUGGGGAUCUCCUACCAUACAUCUAAGUAUUUAAAAGUUGUAAAUCAAGCUAAUGACUGUGAAAUAAAAUGUUUUAUUCUCCUACUUA
This is a messenger RNA of Chinchilla lanigera (long-tailed chinchilla), 3308 nucleotides long. RefSeq names its product Rho GTPase activating protein 27 (gene Arhgap27). The record is from RefSeq and is a predicted model, not a curated record. Gene Ontology annotation, molecular function: protein binding. Gene Ontology annotation, cellular component: cytoplasm. Gene Ontology annotation, biological process: regulation of GTPase activity; signal transduction. Lineage: Eukaryota; Metazoa; Chordata; Mammalia; Rodentia; Chinchillidae.